Messenger RNA from Triplophysa rosa, 5565 nucleotides. RefSeq names its product zinc finger and BTB domain-containing protein 5. Gene Ontology annotation, cellular component: nucleus. Bases 191 to 2254 code for a protein of 687 amino acids. The transcript is spliced from 3 exons. Gene Ontology annotation, biological process: regulation of transcription by RNA polymerase II. Gene Ontology annotation, molecular function: DNA-binding transcription factor activity, RNA polymerase II-specific; protein binding; RNA polymerase II cis-regulatory region sequence-specific DNA binding. The record is from RefSeq and is a predicted model, not a curated record. NCBI's taxonomy places the organism in Eukaryota, Metazoa, Chordata, Actinopteri, Cypriniformes, Nemacheilidae.
UUUCCAACAGGUUUAGAGACGUUGUUGCUGCUGGUGUUUUAUCCGUUUCCAUAAUAUAUCAUAUCUACCUAUAUAGCGCAAUGAAUCGUAGUGUACUUGUCGUGGACAUACAUUCCUGGAAAGUGUCCGAGGACAAACCCGGUCUGUGUGAAGACGCGUAAUAUUAGACGUGGAGACCGAACAGUAAGUCAUGGAUUUCCCAGGGCACUUUGAGCAGAUCUUUCAACAGCUGAACUUCCAGAGGCUGCAUGGACAGCUGUGUGACUGCGUCAUCAUGGUGGGCAGUCGUCAUUUUAAAGCCCACCGGGCCGUGCUCUCCGCCUGCAGCACACAUUUCCGAGCGUUGUUCACCGCUGCUGAGGGAGAUGCCAGCACGAGGAUGAUCCACCUGGACUCUGAGGUGGUGACCGCCGAAGCGUUUGCUGCACUCAUGGACAUGAUGUACACCUCCACGCUUAUGCUAGGGGAGAGUAACGUGAUGGAUGUCUUGCUUGCUGCUUCUCAUCUCCAUCUCAACGCUGUGGUGAAAGCUUGUAAGCACUACCUUACGACCCGCACUCUUCCCAUGUCUUCGCCGGCGGAUCGCAGUGGCCAGCAUCACUCCGAGCAGCAACAAGUAGCAGCUUCUGCUAACUCUCACCUCCAGCGUUCGUUUCUGCUGCAACAGCUUGGUCUUAACCUUGUCAGCUCUGCCCUGAGUGGAACUGAAGAUGGGGGAACAGGGGCCGGGAGGAGAACUGGUUUGGUGUGCGGGUCUGUGGAUCAGCGUGGUGCUCACCCAUCGCGUCGUUUCAUGAAGCGUAAGCAGCCCUUGGGUCUGAUCCCUAUUGACCGGACGAAUGCGCGUCUGACCUCACAGGCCCAGGGAAUUGUGGGGAACGGAGAGGUCAGAGAGGGUGGAGAGGAGUUUCUUUCACCAGACUCCCACAGUAAAAUGAUGGAUGAGGUUGACGCUGGGGUCAUUCCAGGGGAUGGUUUACUAGAGCACGGUGACUACCGAAGAGGACUGACCCACGAAGACAUGCAGCUUCCAAGCCAGUCGGAUGGGGGCAGGGGAACCGGAGUAGAAAAAACUUUGAUGUUGCCGCGUAAAGAGGAGUAUCCGGAUGCAGGGAUUAAGAUAAAGAAUGGAGAGGAGGAGGAGCAACAGCAGCACAUGCAAGUCGUGGUGAAGAGUGAACCACUGAGUUCACCCGAGGCUGUGGAUGAGACCAGCUAUGUGACUUCUCAAGCAGAAGGAAGUGACCAGGUGGAGGCAGUUGGAGAAAAGCUGGAGCUGAGUCCCGAGGGCAGCGAACGGAGCUUUUCCGACCCCCAGCCCAGCUCUGAGCUGCUGAUCAAAGCAAACAAGGGAUUAGGAGCAGAGAGAGACGGAAGAGUAGAAGAACUCUCCUGCAGCGACGCUCUGGAUUCCUCUGGAUUACACAUCUCCAGUUUUUGGGGCUCGAAGAGCUUCACUGGCAGAGCGGUAUCAUCUAACCUCACCAGUAGUGUGGACCAUGUUCCAAAUACUACAACCGGAGAGUUUCAACCGGACCACGAUUCUGCUCGCUUUUUCCUUGCACCCGAUUCUGCCAAUGCUGCAUCUUCCUCACUGCACCUCCUGCCUGGGGAGACACAGGUCUACUCCGACCUGCAACCGGAAUCUCUCCUUCUACGGCCUGCGCAUGAUGGAAUAGCCUCGUCCUCGACGUUAGCAUCAUCUCGGGUUGGAACAGUGGACCAACUUGCGCUAGAAUUCCAACGCAACAUUUUGGGUUUGCAGACCAUCCCUCGUUCAACCAGGGGCGGAGGGUGCAACACAUUCAGACUUAUUGCUCCCAAGGUUCCGGCGAGAGACAUUGCAACAAUGCAGCAACAAGAUGCUGCCUCCUCUUCCUCCUCAAUGCUUCUGAAUGGAGUAAACUUUGAUUCUUCUCCGUCGGUAGGUCAAAACAGUGGCAUCUCCAAUGUGAACCCACUACCCCAGUUGACCAGGGCUUCUGCUGAUGUUUUGUCAAAGUGCAAGAAGGCACUUUCAGAGCACAACGUACUGGUGGUGGAAGGAGCCAGAAAGUACGCGUGCAAGAUCUGCUGCAAGACUUUCCUCACUCUGACAGACUGUAAGAAACACAUCAGAGUUCAUACAGGUGAGCGACCGUACGCCUGUCUGAAAUGCGGCAAGCGCUUUAGUCAGUCCAGUCACUUGUACAAGCACUCCAAAACAACCUGCUUACGAUGGCAGAACACUGACAUGUCUAAUGCCCUGCUGUAAGUAAACAGGCACUCCGAAGGCAUCAUCCAAGGAUGCCCAACCAACCAUUGAGUUUAAUGUGUGCUUGCUUGCUUAUAUAAGCACACAGUCGCACAUCUUCCCACCUGUUUGGCUGUACAGGGUGUACCAGAUCAGAACAUCUACUGUCGUGGUGGGUCUGUAGAGCUUUUGUUAACAUGCUUAAGAGCUUUCAAGAAAUAUUGUGCUGUUGAUGGUGAGCUCUGUAAGGGACCAGUUGUGUUCUGCAGUUUUUAAGUAUCUUUAAAAGAAUAAUGAUGGCAGCUUCAAGUGUUUCAAGCUGAUGCUGGAGCUGCUGCAUUAUGUGUAGUUUGUUGUAUACUAUUGAAGUAUUUGAGCCUCUGUAAAUGCUGUCUAUAGACGGUUUCAGCAACAGCAACAUAAACAAAUGUUAUGUGGCCCAAACUUAAGUUCCAGUAGACCUCCGCAAAGAAACAAUAACUGUUGAGUAGUUUAAAUUUAAUACAAUUAAUAUACAAAUAAAAUAUGAAUAUAAAUGAAUAUUAAUAUAAAUAUAAAUAGAUAUAAAAUAAAUUGUUAUUAUAAUCAAACACAGACCGGAAGUUAACUUUGGGCCAGGCUCGUGCGUCCGAUGAAACCGUCUAUAGUUUUUACUCAGUUCCUUUAGGUGCAUCUUUUCAUUUCUGUUCCAAAACCAACAGGCUUGCCAUGCCAUAGUAUUUGACCAAAACAAAAAUUUUGCUUUCCACUUUUCCUGUAUUGUGAGGCAUCGUAGGCACAUUUCUGGGUGGACAGCUUGCUGGGUUUUGGAACAAGGCUAAUAUGUAGCAAAUGGUUUGGUAUGUAAUUAGUAGUUUACCAAAAUCUAAAUUUUACCAAAAUGCUGUUACACUUUUUAAGGUAAAAACUUGCUCUGUAAUAGCAGGACAAACUAAAAAUUUACUAUUAAAUAGGUACACCUGUUAGCUUGGAUACACAUUUUCCAUAUGAACUAACACAUGCUUAUUAUUACAUUCAUAUUGAAGACAUUACAUUACAAAUGUCCUUUGGUGAGGUUAUCAUUUUAGUAAAGGCUGACAACAUGUUAAUGUGCCUUCUGAUGGAGAAAAAGAAUGAUUGAUGUAAAAAUUUAUGAGCGGUAAUGUAAAAAUUGUUCCUUUAAACUUUAAGACUGUAAUGUUUUGUGGAUUCAUAGAACUUAAACAAGGUUUAAAAAAAGAAACGGUACCAUACUGUAAAUGCACAAAUGGAUGAUGUUUGUUAUUGUAUACGUAAUUGUUUAUGAAAUCUGUUGAAGUUGUUGUAAUAUAAUGGUCAUGUUUCAGUGUUUUUUUAAGAAUUGUUGUCUUGUAUGAUGUGUUUGAUGCUGUAUUGAUGUUGAGUUCAUAAAUACUAAAUAUGUACAACCGCAGAAAAUAUCAAGAGACCACUAAGUUUUUCUGAAAUUAUUGUUUCUAAGUACGUGUUUAAGUAAAUAUCAUUUUGAAUUCCAAAAAUUCCAAGUGAAAAUAAAAAAUUGUAUUUGCAUUUAUCUGCAGAUAAUUGAAAUGGGCAAACUGGUCAAAUUAACAAAAAUAUGCAAUGUUUGCAGAUUUUGAAUACUGCAAAAAACAAGUUCUUAUUCUUGUUUAAAAAACACAGUACGUACAUGUAUUUUAGGAUCAGUUUAAAAAGGAUUAUAUGAUGGUAUAAGCCUGUUUUUUUUCACAUGUUUCAUGUGUCUUUUUGCAUUCUCUCAUACUUUCAUAUACUGUAGCUGUUGUGAGUUUCUGUUAAAAUUCAUCAGACACUGGCUUGGAAAUGCCACAAAACAUACAGAAAUGCUAAACAAAGGCAAACUGAAGUGGUGUCUUAAAUUUUCCAUGGCUGUAUUUGUUCACUAGAUUUAGCUGCUUUCCAACCUGUAAAUAAGAUACCUUACUUUUUGCAUCUGAUUUAUGUAAUCUUUUUUUUGGCGGUUAUAAUGUAAAUACCCUGUUAUAGCUUUGACAUUGUGGUAAAUAUGGCACUGAUUGAAAUCUUGUUACAUUGAAUGAACUCAAAGUUUCUGAUUAUGGUAAAUCAUACCCCCUUAAAACUUAACCAAAUACCUGUGGCUGUGGAUUAUACACUGCAACUGUGCCAUAACAUGAAUAUUUAUAUUAUCUAAACAUGUGAAUUUCAAAAAUUCAACAUGUACUUAAACAGUUUACACAACGAUUGUCACAUUAAAUUACCUUAAAGGUAUGUACUAGGGCGGUCAACGUUAACUCGUUAACGCAUGCGAUUAAUUUUUUCAAAUUAACGCGUGAAAAAUAUUUAACGCAAUUAACGCAGCAUCUGUUUGUUUUGACAUCCUUUGUCUAGCCUUACAUUAUGUAAUCACGCUCUUAUUCGUGUACAGGCUUUUAAACCACUUAUGCGCGAUUUUAAACAGUUGCUUUGACGCGUUCAAUGAAGAUAGACAGCUUCUAAACUGUGGGACGCGGCAAAACGCAACGCGAGGUCCAGUCUGGUGUAAACAGUCACGGGCUGAAGGCUGCGUCGGUGAAUCUCUGUCAGACAGCGCAUCCGUGUUAAAUUCUCUUUCGUGCUUGAAUGGAUAAAACCAUACAUUAUGUCAGAAAGCCCGUUUUGUCUAGCAUUUUCUUAAGCAAGACUUCAAAGUGUAAAAUAAAAUCUUAAAUGAAUGCAGAGUUGUGAAAAAGGGAGUGCGGUGACGGUCAGAUCUGCGUACUGAGACAGCUCUUAAAGGGGCCACGUUCUUAAACGUGCUGCUGUGACUCCUGUCACUGAUGUUAAUCAAAGAACAAAGUAAACGAAGAAAUCAAUGUGAUUUUGUAUCUUUAAUGAGAAUUCUUCUGCAUUUAAUUUAUAAUUUAGGAUUAAAGACUGUAAAGUGUUUGAGAACUUCCUUCAAUUUCUGUAUAUUUCAUGAUAGCUCUCAAUUAUAUUGUUGAAUGGCUAUAAUUAAUGUUAAAAUAAUCAAUUUAAUAGAGACAUCAGUUACAGUACUAAUAUCAAAAUGUUUUCUUUCAUUCAUAAAAUGACGCUGUUAAAGAAAUAUGUUGUUUCUAUAUCAAUUUGAAGAUUAAAUGUGAAAUUAUUAAAAUGUACAAGUAUAUUUUAAAAUAUUAUUGUUAUGUGUGAUUAAUCGUGAUUAAUCACAGAAAAUGUGUGAUUAAUCCGAUUAAAUUUUUUAAUCGAUUGACAGCACUAGUAUGUACAUACGUGUUAACUGCACAAACAGUUUUAUGUAACGUGAGAUGAAAACAUCUUAUAUCACUAUAGAAAUAAAACGACUCCCUUGUGUAUUUUUUUUACCGUGAGUCAUAUUGUUAGUGUGGUAAUUU